CAUGUUCGGGGCAAAGUCCAGCUGCUGGGUCGAACACAAGCGGGGCUGACAUCACAUCGCAAAAGUGUUUCACCAAAACUCCUCACGAAAAAAACAAAUAAGCCUGCAAGAAAGAGACAACAAGAGACUGACCAACAUGGAUACCACAUCCACAUUCAUCAAAUCUGUAACCAAGCGAGUGUGGUCUCCACCACAACGUCCCUUCAGAGUGUGCUGUCACCAAAGGGAGACCAGGAAAGGCAUCACAGCCGGGACCCUGGAGGAGCUGAAAGAGAGGGUGUGCCAGGCUCUGCUGCUGUCCCUGUCUGCAGUGUCUCUGGCUCUGGUGUGCGAGGAGGACGGUACGGAGGUAGACUCCGAUGAGUUCCUCAUGACCCUGCCGGACAACACCAUGCUCAUGGCCCUGACGCCUGGACAGACGUGGAGACCACAACCCGGUGCAGUUGUCGCCAAAUCUCAAGACCGUAGCAAGCCCCGGACUGGGAAAGACAUCGCUCGUGUCACCUUUGACCUUUACAGGAUGAGCCCAAAGGAUGUGUUUGGCUCCCUGAGCGUGAAGGCCACAUUUCAAGGCCUUUACUCUGUGAGUGCUAACUUCGAGUGUCUGGGGCCCAAGAAAAUUCUCAGAGAAGCCCUGCGUGUCGCCUCCACCCUCCUGCAAGCUGCCGGACACCUGCUUAUCACCUCCGCCUCCAUGAUCCGCCGCAUUAUCGAAGGCACUGAGCUUUGGCAGCCACAGAGGGCAGAGUACAACGCCAGCUGGAACUGACGCAGCCAAGGGAGACACCAAAAUACUAUCUCACUGAGUAGCCACUGUAUUGUAUAAUUCUUCUGUGUUUUACUUCCUUUAAAUAGGGGGCAAGAACAUCUGUACGAUGCUGUCUGUAAAUGUAAACAGUGACAGUGGUAUGCAAGGUGAUCGUAAGCUUAAUUAUUCUGACUUUAGGUCGUCAACAGAAAGUAACAGAAAAAGAAACGUAAACCUGUCAAAGAUAUUAAUGUAGUUUUAUCUUUUUUUGUGCAAUAUAUUCUAUAUCCUGGAGUUUUUCUACAUUUGUAAUAAUGUGAUUUGAAUCACAUGUGGCAGUUGAACCAUCAGCUGUGAGAUUCUAGGUGAAAAAUCACAUGGUUGAUUGACAUGAAAAAUGACUUUCUCAUUUAUGAACGUUUUAAUGUAACUCACAACACAAAGAGCUGUCUUCGAACAACAAACAACUUAAGUGUUAUUCUUGAAUGACAAUAAAAAAUCCACAAAGCA
Molecule: messenger RNA, 1258 nt
Organism: Acanthopagrus latus (yellowfin seabream)
Lineage: Eukaryota; Metazoa; Chordata; Actinopteri; Spariformes; Sparidae
Gene: cideb
Product: cell death inducing DFFA like effector b
Exons: 5
Coding region: 137-769 (210 amino acids)
Biological process (GO): apoptotic process; regulation of apoptotic process
Source: RefSeq, a predicted model, not a curated record